GGCCGUGCCUACUCCAGGCACGGUGACCACGAAAGCGUCGAAAAGCUACGGCAGCUUUAACGAUACGAAUUUCGAAAUAACUAUACUAGAACAUCAUUUCUCGUCGCAAUCGGACCUCGCGGACAACGAUAGUGGCAUGUCCUCCGGCGAAAACGAUGACUCCCUCAAAGUGAACAAUAAUGUAGUGAAUAACGAUGUAACUAAGUGCCUAAAUACGUGUGCUGUGCAACGGAAUGAGAUUCCGAGCUGUUCCAGCGACGUCGCUAAUAGAAACGUGUGUGUGACAGACACGGAAAAUGAGUGUGUUAACGAUUUCAUAGUGAUUAACGUGACAUGUGAUGUCGAAACUAAACCGGAUAGGAAGGUAGGUACAAAUGUGUAUAGCGUCGAUUGUGAUAAUUCAAGUAUUCUUAGCGUAGAGUCUAACCGUUUAGUUCCUGUUGCGAACAAGGAGCUUGUAAAGUCGGAUAGUCAGAAGUUGGUGAGUUUAUCGCUUUCUAUACUGCUAGCGGCGAUUUUACAGGCGAUGCGUUGUUUCGCACAAUUCUUAGAGGAUAUUGUCGCGCCGCAGCGGUUAUGAUAGUUGUGUUCCUUUUAAUUUUAUUUACAAUAAAUAUACAUGCUAGUUGACAUGUUGGUAUAAAGUCCUAGAUAUAUGUACCAUGCUAAUGUUAGCGUGAUGAUUCCUUAUACAAUCGGAUUAUGACAUGUUUUAUGUACAUAAAUAAAUUAUUGUGAUGAAAGAUUUUACUAUGAAACUUCAUUUCAUAGUAAAAUCUAGAUAAACUAAGUUAAUUUCUGGGCCCUUAUACCAAUGAUUAGCCUAUUACAAAACUAAUAUUCGAAUUUUUGUAAUGGUUGUAUAAUUUAGGGGAUUUAAUAUUUUUAAAGUAUCCAUUACAUAUGUACUUAUUGUAGUGAAACGAAAACAUUGUAUUGUAAAGUUCAAAAAGGGUAUGAAUAAUCGUAUCAUGGUAACGUCCAUUUAGGUCGAACCUUUUUUAUAAGUCAGUCAUGUAGAAAGACUGAUCAGGAAUUGAGAGCAUCCGAGAAAACAUUUUUGUUGUGCUAUGUUUUUCAUUGUUAGAGGAAUUUUUAGUUAUAAGAAAUAAAUAUAUGCUUCUUAGCAUUUCAGGUAUCAGAGAUUAUAAUUGACAUGAUUAUGAUAGACAACACUCUUUAUUAGAGUGGCUAAUUAAUAAAGAUUUUUGUUUCGCAAUUAUAAAAAUUUCUGUUCGCUCCGUCCAUCGGAAUUCCUUUUACAUUGUAAUAUUUGUAAAGACAUGAAAACUCUUAGGUGUCUAGACAUUUCAUCACAAACAAAUAAAACGAGAUUUUAUUUAAUAAUUUAAUAAAUAAUAAUGAACAAUACACAAAUGCUAUACACACACACAUCAAAUAAAUUAUGAGGUUAAAUAGGUCGUGUUACACUAAGGUGAUUUUCUAUUUAUUGUCUCGACAUUUCACUAGUUGUUUACAAGGAGGCCUCGUUGAUCACGGUUAUCAGUCUGUUGUUAGCGUUAUGGCACUUUUUCUUCCAUUUAAUAGAGUUCCUGUGUUCUGGGGUGUUUGUGUCCUGGUUUGAUUGCUGUUGCGAAUUUGAAUUAGCUACGACUAUGGACCAGCGUCGGCCGCGACGCUCGUUUAUGUUCGGCAACUCGGCUAUCAAGUUGUUUUCGUAUUCACUCAGCAUUAGGUAGUUUUCCACCUGUAAUCGUAAUGAGAGUCGAUAAAUAUUUUCUUACUGUAAUAUUUUUGGAAAGUACAUCUAUUUCUAUAAAUCAUCCUAUUGAUAAGAAAGUCGAUAUACUAUCCGUGUAUGUUAUUAAGAUUAUUUGGCUUUAUAUUCGCUUUACCUCGUCAUUGUAAAUGUUCAUGGCUAGCUAGAACUUCAUUUUAAAAACAAACAUAAACUAUAAGAUGCAGAUUUAUUUACUUAAUCUAAGAUUUAUGUUGCUAUGACUAUAUUUACCAAAAUAAUAUGAAGUGAUAUUGUUAUAAAACUAAGUACCUACAUUUAGAUAUUAUUAAGAUAAAAUCCAUUCCAUACAUCUAUAACGAAGUUAUUCUAUGUAUAAUGUUCAAAAUUUUGUCGUUAAGUAAAUAAUAUUUUGAUUUCUUUAGUAUAUUUUACAGACACAUUUGACUUUUUAAGUGCUCUACUUCCAAACUUGCUAACAAAUUAUUGACGGUAUUUAUACAUAUUGUAUGAAAUUUUAUAUCAAUUAUUAUGUUAAUUAGCUUUUGUUAAUGUUGUAAUUAUUUCUUUAACCCUCAUUUUUUUAAUUUUAUAAGAGACGAUUUGUAUAAAAUAGACUCUCGGUACUUAAUAUCAUACAUUUUUUGUAUAUUGAUGUGUCCUAAAUUAUUGUCAAAUGAGGUAGGUAUCCAUUAGAAUGAUUACUGUAUAGAUUUGACUAUAUGAGGGUUUCAAGAUAUACAUAAGGCAAAAUUCUUGUAAAAAUGAAAUUGACGAUUAUUUUUAUUUUAUGACUGCAUAAACAUCUCAUUAAAAGUGUCUCUGGUCUAUUAAGAUAAAAAAGGAUAUAAUGAUCUGUAUAAAAAUUAAAAACGGUACUGAAAUAUCCAAAAAAAUUGAUUGCUAAGCAAUUUACUGUGAUGAAAGUGAUUAUGUUAGUUAUUAAAUAGAAUGAACUAUAUCAUACUUUUACGUUUUUUUUAAUAGUAGUAUAAUAAUUUUAUAUCAAUCCAUGAUAAUUCAUCUAUAUUGUAGCAUUUAUCAAAAUGUAUUCGCAUUAUAUUUAACGGUGUUUAUGACUUAUUUACUCAGCACUUAAAUUUGUAUUAUUUUUUUUGUAUUGAAGAAUAAAUGCAUUAUACCAA
Colias croceus (clouded yellow) is the source of this 2844-nucleotide messenger RNA. RefSeq lists its product as uncharacterized. The transcript has a single exon. NCBI's taxonomy places the organism in Eukaryota, Metazoa, Arthropoda, Insecta, Lepidoptera, Pieridae. The coding region runs from base 137 to 580 and encodes 147 amino acids. The record is from RefSeq and is a predicted model, not a curated record.